Messenger RNA from Durio zibethinus, 645 nucleotides. RefSeq names its product protein GAST1-like. The record is from RefSeq and is a predicted model, not a curated record. Lineage: Eukaryota; Viridiplantae; Streptophyta; Magnoliopsida; Malvales; Malvaceae.
UUUGGAAGUUGAAAAUGUUGAUCCAUAUUAGCCUAUCAAUCAAUUCAGCCCACUGCAUAGAUGGCAACUGGCAACCAUCAAGCAGCAGCCAUAAAUACCCCCACCCUUCCACUUUACAAAUCACCAGCCUCUCUUUUCCUCUUUUACUGUUUUCGGGUUUUGCAUUUUUUCCUUCUUUUCUCCACUUCAAAAUGGCUAAAAUACUUAGCAUUGUGAUGUUGUUCAUUCUCCUCAUGCUUGUUUUACUAGGAGAAAUCCAGGCUUCGAGUCCUGCUUCUCAAAAACAACGACAAGGAAACCAUGCAAAUGGAAUGUAUGGUGCCACCCAGGGCAGCCUUCGUCCUCAAGAAUGUGGUCCAAGAUGCACAGGCAGAUGCUCUGCUACAGCAUACAAGAAGCCAUGCAUGUUUUUCUGUCAAAAGUGUUGUGCCAAGUGCUUGUGUGUGCCUCCAGGCACAUAUGGGAACAAACAAUAUUGCCCAUGCUACAACAACUGGAAGACUAAGAAAGGAGGCCCCAAAUGCCCUUAGAUUAUCAUUUCCCAUUUGUUUCACUGCCCGACUAUCUAUGUUAAUUUAUGUUGCUCUUUACUCAAAACUGCUCCUCGUUCUUAACAUCCAAUUGGCCAAUGACCUUAAAAAAAUA